GUUGAAUGUGCUUUCAUAACCGGUAAUCACAAAAUCCUAGAUAAUUUGUGCUGAAAGGAGAAUAAAUAAAAAAUAUAGAGAGAGAGAAUUUCAAAUACUCGUAGUGAAGUGGAAGUUUACACAGAAAGAACCACAAGUAAAUAAUGGACAACGUGAACCUCCUAACACAAGAAAAAGCUCUUUCCUUCCUAAACAAGCUCGGGUUGGAGAAUGGCCUUGAGAAACUUCAGCAGGAUCCUUGCAGGUUUAUUACAGACCUUAUCAAAGCAUAUCAGGAGCAUGUGCCAUUUCAAUGCGUGACCAUGAUGGGCCUGGCAGUAGAGGACCGCCAUAUCCCAACACUGGAGGAAAUCGUAGAGGCAGGAUUCAGUAUGGAAGGCGGUGUGUGUCUCACCCUCAAUGUCUUCUUCUGCCUCCUUCUACGAGCACUCGGGCUGAAAGUUGACUUGCUCGAUGGAAACUACAGUGCACACGGAGAUGACCAUUCCCACGUUAUCCUUCUACUCAGCGACCUAAGGUUCCCAGCAGAUAAUUACGUUAUCGACGUGGGUAAUGGUUUCCCCAGCAUGGAGAUGAUCCCCUUGAAAGAGCUCCCAGUUGAACAUUACCACGCUGGUCUGGAAUAUAGAUACGAAUAUAGUGGUGAAGACGUCAUCAGGCUACACCGGUCUGGAGAUACCACACUCGAUGGUGAAAAUGUGUGUUGUUGCCCAGUCGAUGAGGAAAAAGUGUGUUAAAGAACUGGCA
Penaeus indicus is the source of this 747-nucleotide messenger RNA. RefSeq lists its product as uncharacterized. The record is from RefSeq and is a predicted model, not a curated record. Bases 144 to 737 code for a protein of 197 amino acids. Lineage: Eukaryota; Metazoa; Arthropoda; Malacostraca; Decapoda; Penaeidae. Gene Ontology annotation, molecular function: acetyltransferase activity. The transcript has 5 exons.